Messenger RNA from Aspergillus melleus, 3453 nucleotides. RefSeq names its product putative SNF2 family helicase. The transcript has 13 exons. NCBI's taxonomy places the organism in Eukaryota, Fungi, Ascomycota, Eurotiomycetes, Eurotiales, Aspergillaceae. The record is from RefSeq and is a predicted model, not a curated record. Bases 1 to 3453 code for a protein of 1150 amino acids. Gene Ontology annotation, molecular function: ATP binding; ATP-dependent chromatin remodeler activity.
AUGGAUCCCCAGCAAGUGGUUGAACACCACUCCGAGCAUGAGCUCGAACAGAGCAGAAGACUGAAGACCGAGAUGGACUUCGAGGGGCAGGCUCCUAACUUCAAGACCAGUCCUUCUCUCAAGUCCGCUAAAUUGUAUGACCCCACUGAAGUCAAGAUCUGGGAUUCAUCACCUGUUAUUUCCACCUUGUCAUCAGUUUCAGCUCAGAAUCAAUCAGGAUCUGAUGCCAAUUGCCCAUCGUACCAGACAUUGCCAGAUUGCUUCGAUGAUACUCCAAUGACAGAAGAUGAAAUAUCGCGGAUGUUCGCUUUGAUGAAUGACAAUUCAAAUGAAGAGCUGUUCGUGCAGCAGCCGAACUUGGAACUUCCGGAAGUUCUUCUACCAACUUCAUUUCCCGAAACUGGCGAGGCCUCCACGGAUAUUAUGCCAGACGUAACUAAAGAAUCAGAGUGGCCUCAGGAUGACAGUUCGGACCAGAUGGAAGCAGCGGAAGCCGAAUCUUCUGCAAAAUUUGAAGCAGCUCAGGAAUGGUUCGAUAGUUUGGAAAACCCCACCAUGGUUGAUUUGGUCACAUAUCGGCGGGCUAUAAUGGACGAAAAUGCGCGCAAGAAGCAACUUGUCAGAAGAAAGGCCGUUGAGGCUCAGAUGAUGAGAGAUAGAGAAGACCUAUCCGAUGCUGUCGAAGAUGAGCAAGUCUUUCCUUCGCAAGGGCAAGAUAAUGCAGUUCUGGAUGAAAAUCGCGAAGGUACCAGCAAUGCAGCUUCAAACCAACCUCAGGCGACAAAACAACGACGCAAGAAGAAUUUAAUCACUGCCAAAGAAAAGCAGAGAAGUAUUCAGCUCGGGCUUGAUAUAGUGCUCAGAAAAGUGCAGCCGAAGAAGAGAGGAAGGAAUGACCGAGAUUCUGCUUCCGAUGCACCAGAUUCAUCUAAACGCAGCAAGAAGCCAAGAAAGUCCUCUCAGAAGCAGAUGCAUAAGAAGAUCAUGUCACUUUUCCAGUCCAAUUUGAUUCAAGAUGCCCACGCGAAUGCGCUUCUGCCAGCAAUUCCCCGCUUCAACAAAGCCGAUAAGCAGAAGGCUCUCACUGAACUUAUUGCAAGCAUCCCUAAUGCGGACCAAAAGGAAACCAACUCCGACAAGAAGGAGAUCAUAGAAGCCUCGAAAAAGUUCAAUCCCAGCGCCAAAAGUGACGGCAAUAAUGGCUGGAAGAUCAGAGGCAUCAAGUCGAGUUUGUACCAUUAUCAGCUUUUGGGGGCAGGAUUCAUGCGUGCACGGGAAUUAUCUGACCAUGCUCCUUUCGGUGGACUUUUGUGCGACACCAUGGGAUUUGGCAAGACUAUACAAGCCAUCGCGAAUGUCGUCGAUGGGAGGCCCGCCGACGAAGACGACCCUCUGAAAACCACAUUGAUUGUCGUGCCAGCGCAUCUUGUCGAGCAUUGGCGCGAGCAAUUUGUCAAGCAUUGUGAGUCGGAAAAGAUGGUCGAUGCUCUUGUUUACCGCUCGAACUCGAGAUUGGACACCUUCAAUGCUAUCAAGGGUCUGCAGAAAUGGGAGGUUAUAAUCACAACGUAUGAGGAGGUUCGACGUUCUUAUCCAAAAUCAUCGGUUGCGCCUAAGGUCACCGACCCAAAGACGCUCACGGAUUGGUGGUAUGAAGUCUUUGAGCAAACUGCUGGUCCUCUGCAUCGGAUCAAAUUUUUGAGAAUCAUUCUCGAUGAGGGACAUUUUAUCAAGAACCAUGUUUCUCAAACUUCCAUCGCGGUGCGUGCGCUUACCGGCCAAUUCAAAUGGAUUCUAAGCGGGACUCCAGUGCAAAAUUCUAUCCAAGAAUUCUACCCACUUUUCGACUUUCUUGGAGUCCCGGGGAAUGAAACGUUUGAGACCUUCGAGGAAUACUAUUACCAAGAUGAUGAAUCGCAAAAGCGUUUGGUGAACAUACUUCGCACGGUGAUGUUUCGGCGAACCCAUGCCAGUCGACUUUUUACCUUGCCGGUUAUCAAAUUUCCCGACAUCGAAGAGCGAAUCGUUACGACCGAGUUCUGCACAGCAGAGCGCGAAAUCUACGAGGCCAUCGUCGAUGUGUUCUUUAAGAACAUUAACAGUCUAAACGCAAUCAACAACCCAAAGCUUGCGCAGUACCGAUGCGUCCUGACGAUGAUGCUCAAACUGCGAAUGUUUUGCAGCCAUGCCCUCACAACGCAGAGUAUGCUCAAGGACCUACUGUCCGGACCGCUUUCGAGAGAACUCACCAACAUUGAGCGAAAAUGUAGAGAUCCCGAAGAUCCCUCCGUGAAGAUCUCCAAGAUGAUUCGGGCCAUGGCCAAGGGUACCACCCUGAAAGAACAGCAAACACAGGCAGAAGAUCCCAAAGAUUCGACACCUACUAUCCAAGGCGACAAAGCGAAACUUAUUGCCCAGUUUCACGAGAAAAUGUGCAAGCUGCACGAGGAAGAGCAGUGGGAUGAACGACUGGAUCGAACAAAUUGUCCCAGCUGCAAGAUGGUCCCUGUCGUGCCCGUGAUCACCUCAUGUAUGCACUUGUACUGUGAGGAAUGUUACUAUUCCCUGAGCACGAACGACCCUUCGCCCAGCAAUUCGAACCCCAAGUGCGCCGAGUGUAACCUUGUUAUCGACGAGGCAGCAUUAGGCGUCGAGGUAGAACACGUCGAUGUCUCCACGCCCCCCUCCAGCAAAGCUGCGCAGCGAAAUAAGCAGAAGCCUGAGAGAAAGUGGGCAAAGGGCAGAUCCGGGGGUGGCAUGUUCAGAAUGUCCACACCAAGAUCCGAGACUGCGCCGGUGCCCGAAAAAGAAGAAGAGACGGACUGGAUUCCCGUCUGCGCGGCAAAUUUCCCCAGUUUCCCCAGUGCCAAAUUAACCAAGAUCAGAGAGACUGUGGCACAUUGGAUUGCGGAAAAGCCCGAUGUCAAGGUGGUCAUAUUCACUCAGUUCUUGGAUUUUGUGCGCAUCUUGGCCAUUAUGUGUCAUGUUGAGAGUUGGCCUUAUGCAUGCUUGACGGGGAAAAUGCGCCUUCACGCUCGCGAGGAAAACUUGAAGGAAUUCGCUCACGACGGUGAGAUAAGAGUACUUAUUGCCAGUCUCAAAGCAGGAGGCAUUGGACUUGACAUGUCGAUGGCGAACAAGUGUAUUCUGGUCGAUCUGUGGUGGAACGAAGCCAUCCAAGAUCAGGCAUUUUGUCGUCUUUAUCGGAUCGGCCAGGACAAGAAUGUCGAAUUCGUGAAGAUAAUCGUUAGCAACACCAUUGACGAACAUCUACUCGAUCUUCAAACCAAGAAGACCGAAGAGAUCUCUUCCACUAUGGGCAACGACGUCUUAGCAGCCCGAGAAACUGUGAAAACACUGUUGCGGCUGUUCGGAGAUGUCGAGGAUAACGAAGAUGGCGGGCUUCGUGUCGUUCGUCACAAGGAUAAGAAGGGAAAACAGGCUGUGCAUUGA